Molecule: messenger RNA, 653 nt
Organism: Folsomia candida
Lineage: Eukaryota; Metazoa; Arthropoda; Collembola; Entomobryomorpha; Isotomidae
Product: SR-related and CTD-associated factor 4
Exons: 2
Coding region: 93-560 (155 amino acids)
Source: RefSeq, a predicted model, not a curated record
AAGGUAAAUGUUCGGCAUUAUAAAAGCCAAGAACUUCAUGGAGAAAUUAUCCAGUCAUUACUUGGUCUUUGUCGAGAGAGGAAGUUUACACCAUGAUCAGAAAUAUUUUCGCCGUGACCCUUCUUCUGGGAGUGGCUUGUGCCUUUCCUCAUCCACAAGCACCACCUCUAGGCGCUCUUCCUGCCCCAGGUCCCAACGGCGUCCCCCCACCUGGUCCUAAUGGGCUUCCACCACACCCACCCGGCUGUCUGCCCCCACUCCCUCCUAACCAAGGACCACCAGGAUCCUCUCCUGCCUCCCUUCCUCCACCACCAAACGGGCCUGAUGGCAAGCCUCUCCCCACCUGCCCACCCACUCUUAUUUCUGGCCAUUGUGGCGGAGUAACGUACUUCUGGGACACCGCAAAGGGGGAGGACCAGCCUGCCGAUUUCAAAAAAUGUUUCUUUGGUGAUGGCGAGGUCGGAGCUAUCUGCAAUGGAAAGGAAUACACCUGGGACCCUGCCAAGCAAGAAAAACCAGCCGAACUAGAAGCCUGUGAGAAAAAAUUUAAUGGACAAUAAUAGAAAUUCAGAGUUGUUUUUGUUAUACUUAUUGAUUCAAAAUCUUGUAUUUCUGCGGCAAUAAAUUUUGGACUUUUUCAAAUUGCAUCAUUA